AUAAGGAUGCAACAGCAACAUGAACAACGACACGAUAUCACCGCUGAUUGUUGUUAUCAACAAUGGGCUCCCCAUCAUCAGGGUCAUCAUUCUCAGUCCGUGACCAAUGUACCAUCCCCGAUGCAACAAAUGGAAGCAUGUCUGCAAUCUGCGGGAAGAGUGAAGCGAUCCCGCAGCCCGAAUCUACCAAAGACUUCUUUAACUCCACACGUCCCGAAUUCGUCGAUUUCUUCGUCAACCACCAUCGAACCUCGCAACGACAGCAAUAACAAUAAUCAUCAUCACGUCGACCAUCAUCCCAGCGAGAAUGGCGCGAAUUCAUCGGAAGAAGUUACCUCGAAGAGGCCUCUUCAUCCUGCGCUCGUUGGCGCUGGGGCUGCUCUCGAGGCGAAACCGCUCUGGGAAGAGUUCCAUCAAUUGGGAACGGAAAUGAUCGUCACCAAAGCUGGCAGAAGGAUGUUUCCUACAUUUCAGUGUCGAUUCUUUGGUUUGGAUCCUACUACGGAUUACCUGCUGGUGAUGGAUUUCGUACCUUGCGACGACAAGAGGUACAGAUACGCUUUUCACAGCAGCGCUUGGGUGGUUGCUGGCCGCGCUGAUCCAGUCUCACCCCCGCGGAUUCACGUGCAUCCUGAUAGUCCGGCGAGCGGCGCUCAUUGGAUGAAGCAACCAGUUUCCUUCGACAAGCUGAAACUCACCAAUAACCAAUUGGACGAUAACGGACACAUUAUCCUGAAUUCGAUGCACCGCUAUCAACCACGAUGUCACGUAGUGGUGGCACCCUCGCCACCCGGUUCCGCACCCGAUCCACGCACCGAGAACUUUAAAACGUUCACCUUCCCAGAGACGCGAUUCACAGCAGUGACCGCCUACCAGAAUCAUCGCAUCACACAGCUGAAGAUCGCCAGCAAUCCGUUCGCGAAAGGUUUCCGUGACUGCGAGUCCGACGAGUGCGAUUCGGUUGCAGUCUCCAGCAUGCAGAAUCCUGCAAAGAGACCAGCUACAGGAACCACAGGCAUAUUAUCGUCGAGUUACGUGAAUACCAUACCCACCGUGCAAAUACCAAGCAUAUCCAGCCAAGAACAUCAUCAGUUUUACGGUGCUACAGCGACGGGACCGUGGACAUAUCCUGGACACCAUGGACAACCGACGGCACACAUGAAUUCUGUCCAUUACCCUGCGCAUCCUCAUCAUCCACAUCCUGGAGCGUCGUUAUACGGGCCACGAUAG
Messenger RNA from Habropoda laboriosa, 1230 nucleotides. Its product is annotated as T-box transcription factor TBX10-like. Gene Ontology annotation, biological process: regulation of transcription by RNA polymerase II; positive regulation of DNA-templated transcription; cell fate specification. Lineage: Eukaryota; Metazoa; Arthropoda; Insecta; Hymenoptera; Apidae. The record is from RefSeq and is a predicted model, not a curated record. Gene Ontology annotation, cellular component: nucleus. Gene Ontology annotation, molecular function: DNA-binding transcription factor activity, RNA polymerase II-specific; RNA polymerase II cis-regulatory region sequence-specific DNA binding. Bases 7 to 1230 code for a protein of 407 amino acids. The transcript has 4 exons.